Messenger RNA from Drosophila albomicans, 2677 nucleotides. RefSeq names its product protein dissatisfaction. NCBI's taxonomy places the organism in Eukaryota, Metazoa, Arthropoda, Insecta, Diptera, Drosophilidae. The record is from RefSeq and is a predicted model, not a curated record. Bases 600 to 2456 code for a protein of 618 amino acids. The transcript has 5 exons.
AUAGAUGGUGAUUAUCUGACAAAUUGACAGCUGAUCAAUAAUUUGCAGAUGCAUCUAUAAAUACUUGAGCGAAUAUGUUUUGUAGAAAUUUGGGUCGAAGUCAAUGUUAGAAACACAACUCAUCUGCUCAAGUGUCUGUAAAAACAAACAAACAUGUGUUCAUGCUGCUGACUGAACUGAACUGAACCGAACUGAACUAAACUGAGCCCCCGGGAUAUGAAAAACACUUACAACAGCUCUCAAAAUCAAGAGAAUUGCAAUCACUGAUACGAGUCUCAAUGGUAAAUGGUUUUGCAUCAUUUGCAGGUGAAUUGCAAUCGAAUGCUAAGUGAUUGCAGUCUAUCAGCAUGCGCAGAAAAAGGAAAAAUACGAUGAAAUACAAAACCAUGCGAGUCGAGAAGUAAACAAACUGCUGAAUAUUUCGCUACUAAGUGUGUACUGGCAGUUCUCUGUUGGCUACAAAAAUGUUCAGAUGUUCGAUAAUCGCUGAAAUAACGAGACACUAGUCAAAACUCAAUUGUGUAUAAUCGACAAGCAAUAAUUUAACACUCGCCAGUUACAAAAGACUCCCCCAAAGAAUCCAAAACUGAUAACCAACCAUGCCCUUUGGACGCAAGUCACCUUUGGAGGCUCUCGCCCUGCCCGGCGUCAUGCUUGCCUAUAAGUACAGCCAGUUCCGGCAACGCCGUCGGGAGGCAGCCAGUCGACGUGUCACCGAACGGGAGCUCUCUGCGCUGCAUCAUAAAAUUGACAAGCUGCUGAGUAAGCUGGAAGAGGAGAGCGAACCCGAUCCUCCAACCUCACAGGAGGAUGAGUGUGUGAUCUGCAUCAACGCGCGUGCCACAAUGCAGACAUCGCCCUGUGGCCAUCGAGUGGUCUGUCGUCGCUGCUUCGUCAAGACCAUACAGAGCGCGGUGGCCCAGCGAUUGCUGCCACUGCGAUGCGUGAUCUGCAGGGCACGGGUGAACAGACUAACGUCAUCAUCGGGCAGCUGGCGCAUACAGGAAUCAGCCAGCAGCUACUCCAUGGGUGCCAAAAGCUGGGCCUCAGCGGGCGUGCACGCCGGUGGCGUGAUCACCUCGGCCAGCUCCUACUCCAUGAACGAUGCGCACAGCGAGCACCAUGCAUUCCAUCAGCCCACGUUGCACACGUCUGCCGCUGCUCGUCAUCACUAUGCAGCACCACGUGGCGCCCACGGUCGGGUGUCGCAAUCGGACAGCCUUUACUCGAUGAGCUCGACAGGCUCAGCGGGAUCGAGUCUGUCGGGUUACUCGCAUUAUUCCAAGACGUCUUCCAUAUCGAGCAGCGGACCGUGCUCGCCCGCCUCGCCAGCGGCGAUAACCGGGACAGCUGCUAGUGCCAAUCACCUGGCGCCACCAUCGCCCAAUGCACACCAUCAUCAGCAUCAUAAUCAGCAUCAGGUGAUCUCACCCUCUGGCUCCUCCUCGUGUUCCUCGGCCAGCGUUGGCUCGCUUUCGCCGCGUGACACUGGUGCCCAUCACUCUCAUCAUGGGGGCUGCCCCAGCGGUUGCUCUGGCGCGGUGCCACGCAAGCCGCUGCACAUGCUAAGCAAUUCCACCUCCGCCUCUGCCUCAACAUCCUCAUCCAGCAGCAGCAGUGGCAGCGGAAGUGGUAGUGGUAGCGGCGCCAUGACGCCGUUGCCCACACAUACCUAUCCAGGGCGGCGACACGUGAAGAGCCGCCUACUGGAUCUCCAGAAUCGACUGCCACCCAUCAAGGAAUUUCGCAGUCCUGCCAAAGUGCCACAUCCUUCGCCCGUGCACGUCAGUAAUCCACGUUUUCGCUACGCCUCGUAUACAAAGUCAAGCGGCCAUGAGCUGGCACCGCUGCUGCGUGAAUCGGCAUCGCCGCCUCCGCCACGUCGACCCAGUCCUAUGAAUAUACAAUUGAGCUGCACGGCAUUAGCACCGCCGCCACUCAAAGCGGGCGGCGCCAAGAUUUGCCCGGUAACCUCCAAGAAUUCGCUGCCCAAAAAUGCCUAUGUGAUGCCCAAGGAUAAGAAGCCUCAAAGUACGGGAGGAGCAGCCAAUAGCAAGGCGCCAGGUAGCAGAAGCGCACCAUUGGGUGGCAGCAACAGUUCCGCAUCGAAGGUCACAUCUGCAGGUGCGUCGGGGAGCUCUGGCGUCAGCUCUGUCGCCGCGGGUGGCAACUGCAAACCACACUCGAGCGCUUCCAGUCGCAGUUUUCCACUAUUCUCUAACAGCAGUAACAGCAGCAAAGAGAAAGCGGACAACAAGAAGAACGAGUCUAUGGAGCGUAAGAAGAAGGAGGAGAAGCUCAAGAUGAAAGCUGAAAAGGAAGCCAGAAAGGAGGAGAAACGGUUGGCCAAGGAGGAGGAGCGUAUGGCCAAAAUACUUGCCAAGGAAGAGAAGAAACGCGGCAAGAAGGAAGCUAAGGAGCUAUUAUUGGCUAACGAUGGCAAUAAUAAGAAAUAAAGUUAAUUAACGUGCAAUGUUUAAGUCAUAAGAAAGAAUAGAAGAAUAUAUUGCAUAUGUAUUAUAUCAGAGAAACACAAACACACACAUACACAUGCAUACAUACCAUAAGUAACGAGCUUGAUUGUAUUUAUGAAUAUUUGUUUAAUUAUCCGUAUAAGUCAUAUGAAUAAAUUAAUUUUCUCAACACAAGAACUACCUUAAAAUAUGAAACACAAACA